This is a messenger RNA of Amphibalanus amphitrite, 2298 nucleotides long. RefSeq lists its product as uncharacterized. The record is from RefSeq and is a predicted model, not a curated record. The transcript is spliced from 2 exons. Lineage: Eukaryota; Metazoa; Arthropoda; Thecostraca; Balanomorpha; Balanidae. Gene Ontology annotation, molecular function: zinc ion binding; nucleic acid binding. Bases 50 to 1756 code for a protein of 568 amino acids.
GGUGCACAAUGCUGCUGUGCCCGGGCCGCUGCUCUGGUCCCAGUGCACCAUGCCGGCGCAGGCAGCGCCGGCCAGCGGACGCCUGAUUGGUCGCCUCAGGCGCUGUGUCUGUGAGCCCCGUGACCGGCCGCAAAUACACAGUCUGGAACGGAGCCUCUGCGUUACAACAUUGGCGACGAGGCGAUUCGAACCGCGUGGGGAGAUGGCGUGUGUUGGGAAGGCGCCAGAGUUUGACCCGGGAGUUGAAUCGUUUGGAUCCUACGCCAGAAGACUCGAGCAAUAUUUCAUUGCUAACGGCAUCACUGGUGAGGAUCAGCAAGGCAAGAGGCGUGCCGUUUUCCUCAGUGUCGUCGGAGCAAGAACGUUCGGUCUGUUGGAAGACCUGGUGGCCCCGACAGCCGUGAGUGACUGCACCUACACUCACCUCGUGGAUGUGCUGGAAGCUCAUUUUGAGCCCCAGGCUUCGGUGAUCGUGGCUCGAUUCCGUUUCCACUCGUGCUGCAGAGGGGCCCAGGAAGGAGUCAGCGCGUUUCUGGCGCGGUUGCGGAAGCUGGCUAAGCCUUGCCAGUUUUCUGCCGGUAUCUUGGAGGAGAUGCUACGAGACCGCCUGGUUUGCGGCAUCAGGAACGAGCGGCUGCAGUCGCGCUUACUGAGUGAGCCGCAUCUGACGCUACCACUGGCGGUGGAGCUGGCGCAGGCUCACGAGUCUGCUGCCGCUAGUGCCGCAGAGCUCAGCGGGCACGAAGUCGGCGCGCCCGGCGACUCGAUCGUGCAGCGGGUGGAGCGCGCCGCCGAGCGACGUGCCGGAGGUGCCGGCGGCGAGUUGGGGGCGCGGCGAGGCCCGCCGCGCCCUGCGACGGCCGCUGGCCCUCCUCAGCAGCGGCGAGAUGUUCGAGGUGGAGGCUCGACGGAGUGCCCCCGAUGUCUUCGAGAUCAUCUUCAGUCAGCGUGCCCGUUCCGGGGCCGGCGGUGCUUCGCCUGUGGCCAGCGCGGCCACAUCCGAGUGGCCUGCGGACGGGGGAGUCAGCAUCAGCUGCGCCAGCUGUCGGCCGAGGAUCCACAGUCGGCGUCCGUGAUGCAGUGCGGUGAUGAGAGUGCCGAGCUGUCGCGCCGAGAGGUGGCGGCUCCCGCGAGUGAUGAGGCGAUCGAUGAGGCCUACGCGAUGUUUAGUGUGCGGCCCGAGAGUGAGCGACGACCGCCGCUGAUGGUGAGCGUGGUGCUUGAUGGAAAGACAGUGGACAUGGAGCUGGAUACGGGGGCGGCGGUGUCCGUCUGCUCCGACUCCGUGCUCCGUCAGCUCUGGCCGAGCGGCGGCCCGAGCCUGGAGCCGUGCAACGUCACGCUGAAGACCUACAGCGGCGAACAGCUAUCGGUGUGCGGACAGGUAACGGUGAAUGUCGAGCACGGUGGCCAGGCUGCCAGGCUGCCACUUAUCAUCGUGAAGGGAAGUGGGCCGUGUUUGUUUGGCCGAAACUGGCUGAGUCAGAUCCGACUGGAUUGGCCCACAGUGUGUCGUGUAUCGUCCGCGUCUCGUGUGCAGCCGGUACUCGAUGAGUUUCCAGAUGUGUUCCGUGAUGAGCUCGGCUGUUUUCGUGGUGGCGAGGUCACCAUUGACGUGGAUCCAGAUGGGCAGCCGCGCUUCUUCAAGCCGAGGGCGGUUCCUCUGGCUUACCGGGAGGCCGUGGACGCGCAGCUGGAGAAGGAGAUACAGCAUGGACUCUGGGAACCCGUCCGCCACACCCCGUGGAGCCCGUGAUGCCACCCGUGCCACGUCCACUCCUGGUUCCCGUGUCGGCCGCACCGGUUCCAGCCGUGCCGGCCACCGGAGCCCCGCCGGAUCCCGCACCGGUGCCGGCCGCUGCUCCCGUGCCCAGCUCCGGUCCGUCACACCGGCCGCAGCCCGUCACUGACAGCUGCUCCAAUGGACCCGGGGAGUCGAGACCAGCUCUCCCCGUCGUACCAUCCACUGGCACGCCGGGUGGCUCCACCGGCCACCACGGGUACAAUCUGAGGAAUCGCGCGACCUUGCGAGCUCCGGAUCGAUAUUGAUGGGCACGUGUGUAUGACUCGGUUUUCGCAGAAGUGUUUUCUUCGGUUAUGUUCUUGUUACGGUGAUGGUUUUGUAACCAGGGGGGAGGAGUGUUGUGGUGCACAAUGCUGCUGUGCCCGGGCCGCUGCUCUGGUCCCAGUGCACCAUGCCGGCGCAGGCAGCGCCGGCCAGCGGACGCCUGAUUGGUCGCCUCAGGCGCUGUGUCUGUGAGCCCCGUGACCGGCCGCAAAUACACAGUCUGGAACGGA